UCUGAGCAGACUUGCUACCUGUGGAGGCCGAGGGACAGUUCUCUCUGCAGGGAAGGAAGGAAGACCAUGGGGCGAUUCAUCUUCGUGAGCUUCGGCUUGCUGGUUGUGUUCUUCUCCCUGAGUGGAGCCAAAGGCAAUAAUUGUCCCUUCGAUUGGCUCCCCAUGAAUGGGCUGUGCUACAAGAUCUUCAAUGAAUUGAAGACCUGGGAGGAUGCAGAGGGGAGAAGUAUGUUCUGCAGGAAAUACAAGCCAGGCUGCCACCUCGCCUCCUUUCACCGCUAUGGAGAGUCACUUGAGAUUGCUGAGUACAUCUCUGACUAUCACAAAGGUCACGCCGAAGUUUGGAUCGGACUGUAGGAUAAGAAGAAAGACUUCUCCUGGGAGUGGACGGACAGAUCUUGCAUCGACUACCUAAACUGGAACAAAAAUCAGCCCGAUCGCUACCAGAACAAAGAAUUCUGCGUUGAGCUUGUGUCCCUUUCAGGGUAUCGCCUGUGGAACGAUCAGGUGUGCGAGUCCAAGGAUGCUUUUCUCUGCCAGUGCAAAUUCUAGCGCACAUUGCUCUUUCUCUUGCUCCAGAAGGAGAGAAGCACCUGGCGAUGUCUGGAGAAGCAACGAAGCUCUUCCGCAAUCUCUGCUCUGCCCCCUUCGCUCAAGGGAUGCUCUCCGUAGCUGCGAUCUGGUUUUGCUGCUCCUGAUGGGCCAA
This is a messenger RNA of Crotalus tigris (Tiger rattlesnake), 706 nucleotides long. RefSeq names its product C-type Lectin CRL-like. Lineage: Eukaryota; Metazoa; Chordata; Lepidosauria; Squamata; Viperidae. Gene Ontology annotation, molecular function: signaling receptor activity. The transcript has 6 exons. The record is from RefSeq and is a predicted model, not a curated record.